CGGAGCAGGCAGUGAUCGCCCCCCCCGGAUCCCACGGGGCAGUGAUCCGCUCCCCAAGGCACCGGAGGGGGCAUUGGUGGAGACAUGGGGGCGUCUCUACCGCUCCUGGCUCCUCUCCAAUUCCCUGCCCUGCUCCUCAGCCUCUCCUUGCAGCAGCCCCAGCCCAGCCCUUAUCUGUCCCCUCCCAGCCUGCCCGCCCCGCGGAGCGCAACCACAACCUGCAGCCAGAGAGCCCUGCCAGGCCAGACUUCUCAUCGCUCCGGUCCUCCCUGCCCCGAGCCAUGGACCCUCCGCGGAGCCACAUCGCUGCCCUCUGCACCCUGCUGGCCUGGGCCACCUGCACCACGCAGGAGGGAGCCGGCCCUGACAAUGGCUUCAACAUCCAAGCUGCCCUGCUUCUGGGUGAGGAGCCCCUGGACCCCAAAUGUUUCACGCGCUGCCUGGAGGACCUGACCUGCUUCUGGGAGAGCAGCAGCCCCCCGAGCGCCACGGAAUACGGCUUCUUCUACGUCGUGGAGGGGGACGCCCCACAGCGCUGCAACGUGAGCGUGGCCCGGACGCCCUGGAACAGCACCCGCUUCAGCUGCGUCUUCCCGCCCCAGGACACCCCGUCCUUCACCCCCCUGCGCGUCGGCGCAUACGCCGGCAACAGCAGCAACGUUAUCCACGCCCGCACCAUCAUGAUCAACCAAGUGGGUAGGUGUGAGAGCCGGGAGGGGAAAGGCCCCACGUCCCCCUGAGCCAGCCCGUCCUCCUGCCCCGGGGCAGAGCAGAGCCGGCGCCCCCCAGAGGGGAAAGGCCCCAUGCCCCACUCACCACCCCGUGAGCCAGCUGGUCUCCUGCCCCAGGCUGGAUUGGAGCCAGUGCCCUCUAGAGGGGAAAGGCCUCGAGCCCCAUUCCCUGCCCCCCUGAGCCAGCCAGCCCCUGCCAUGGGGCCAGAUAGGAGCCAGCACCACCUAGAGGGGAAAGGCCCAAUGACCCAU
Chrysemys picta bellii (western painted turtle) is the source of this 983-nucleotide messenger RNA. NCBI's taxonomy places the organism in Eukaryota, Metazoa, Chordata, Testudines, Emydidae. The record is from RefSeq and is a predicted model, not a curated record.